Rhopalosiphum maidis (corn leaf aphid) is the source of this 1291-nucleotide messenger RNA. RefSeq names its product G-protein coupled receptor 143-like. The transcript is spliced from 7 exons. The record is from RefSeq and is a predicted model, not a curated record. NCBI's taxonomy places the organism in Eukaryota, Metazoa, Arthropoda, Insecta, Hemiptera, Aphididae. Gene Ontology annotation, molecular function: L-DOPA binding; dopamine binding; L-tyrosine binding. Gene Ontology annotation, cellular component: plasma membrane; melanosome membrane. Gene Ontology annotation, biological process: G protein-coupled receptor signaling pathway; cell surface receptor signaling pathway; melanosome organization. The coding region runs from base 245 to 1291 and encodes 348 amino acids.
UGACCAGUAAGUGGCAGAUAAUUGAUAAUAUGUUAACAUUUGUAUAUAAAAUAUAAUUAUUUUUAAUUGUAACUGUGACAAUGUAAAUUUUAUUUAAAUUAUUAUAAUCAAUUAAUUUAUUGUAAGUUAUAAUGUAUGUAAAUUAACCAUCAAUUUAAUCGCUAUUCUGAUUAGAAAUUCAAUUAACCUUAACAACCGUACUCAAACGAAAUUUAAAUUUGAAUUUUAUACAUGCUCAUAGAAUAUGGCUGACCCAUCAAUUCAAACAUUUUGUUGCCGUAGAGCACUUGAUUAUCAUCCGUCUUAUAAACUCAUGAACGAAUUCAAUACAGACCGUUUUAAUAUGGUGUGUUUACUGUCUUCGAUAAUAGGAAUAACUGGUGCAGCAUACCAGAUAUUGCCAAAAAUCGAGCUAAAAGUUCCAAAUAGAUUUUAUUGCAAUAUCAUGCAGCGAGGAAAAUAUAUAAUAAUGUGGUUAGCAAUAGCAGAUGUCUGUGCAUCAUUGGGUAUACUUUUAAGGUCCUGCUUAAAAUUAAUGCAUCAUUUUCAAUGGUAUGAUGGACAACCAUAUACAGUUUCUUGUAUAUUUUUAGCAGUUUGGAUACAGUACUUUUACAUUGUAACUUGGUUUUGGACUUUGUUGUAUGCUGUAGACAUGUGGAGAGCAUAUCAAGAUAAACGUUCAUGUAGAAAAUUAUAUCAUUUUGUUGCUUGGUCAAUUCCUGCCAUAUUUACAUUUAUUGGACUUUCUACUCUUUAUAGACCAAAUGCAAACUGUCACAAUUUGAGCCCUAAAGAAAAUUUUGUUAUGAAGUUUCUUCCAAAUUAUUUUUUUACAUUUUUGCCAGUCAUUGUUGUUAUGGUAGUCAACCCAGUGCUAUAUUCUUUAUCCACUGGAUAUAUUUAUCACAUAAUAACUUCAUACAUGGCACAAUACUCUACAAAUGAACGGAAAAUGUUGGACUUAUUUAAACAGAGAUUUGCAUUAAUUAAUUUAGGAUUUUAUUUAUGUUGGGCACCCAAUUUAAUCAAUGCAGUAAUAGUAUGGACAUCUUGGGAUAAUCUACCAAAUGGAGUUAUGCUUAUACUUUGGUAUCUAAUGGCUAUUUUGAAUCCUAUGCAAGCGUUUUUCAACAGUUUUCUAUACAACUUACUUGAGCAUACUGAGCAAAUCUGUUGUAAAUGUUUUAGCACCCAAAAUAGAGUUCAGGAAAUAGUAGAAUGUAGACCUUUAUUAAUAGCUAUUGUAAAAGGUUCAGCAAAUUCAAAUGGUUAUGAAAUAAUUGAAUAA